Molecule: messenger RNA, 471 nt
Organism: Saccharomyces kudriavzevii IFO 1802
Lineage: Eukaryota; Fungi; Ascomycota; Saccharomycetes; Saccharomycetales; Saccharomycetaceae
Gene: NFG1
Product: Nfg1p
Exons: 1
Coding region: 1-471 (156 amino acids)
Source: RefSeq, a predicted model, not a curated record
AUGAGGAUCACCCAACUCAACACUCUGGCUUUCAUCCCAAUUGCACUGUUACAACUGCUCGCUGUUCAAGCGCAGCUUCUCACAGACUCUAAUGCUCAGAAUUUGAAUACCGCCUUAGGCCAGAAAGUAGAAUACACUUUUUUCGAUGCUGGAAGUUCUGAUAAUCAAUUACUUCAUCUUCCAAGCACAAUUUCAUCAUCCGCUGUAGUUAAUUCCACCAGGUUCUCCUCAUCGUCACAUGUGCCAAAGGUGACCUCCAACGUCAUAUCAUCCGGAGAAUAUCCUUCACCAAAUUCCACUGUAAGCACCCAAUUAUCCACGUCAUACCCUUUCUCAUCCGCAAACCAAACAACAAGCUCUCAAACAACCAAUACUAUAGCUUCAAGCACAAGUACAGGCGGUGCGGGUUCAAUCAAGCCAUGUUUUUACUUUGUUUUAAUGUUGGAAACCAUCACUCACUUAAUUUCUUGA